This is a messenger RNA of Oryza brachyantha (malo sina), 1800 nucleotides long. RefSeq lists its product as uncharacterized. The transcript is spliced from 14 exons. Bases 81 to 1601 code for a protein of 506 amino acids. NCBI's taxonomy places the organism in Eukaryota, Viridiplantae, Streptophyta, Magnoliopsida, Poales, Poaceae. Gene Ontology annotation, biological process: DNA-templated transcription. Gene Ontology annotation, molecular function: single-stranded DNA binding. The record is from RefSeq and is a predicted model, not a curated record. Gene Ontology annotation, cellular component: RNA polymerase III complex.
CUCUCCCCCUUCCCGCGAGGGUUUAUGCGCGCGGGAUUCCAUCCACCAAACCACAAAGCCGCUACUCGCCGCCGGCGACCAUGGUGUCGCAGCACGGUAUCUUCCUCGCCGUCAGCAUCAUCUCCGACCACUUCGGCCCCCUCGUGUCCAAGGUGUGCCGCUGCCUGCUCCGCCACGGCGCGCUUCCGCUGCAGGAGAUCGUCCGCCGCCUCGAGCUCUCCCCGGGGCAGGUGAAGAACUCACUCCUUGUCCUCAUCCAGCACAACUGCGUCCAGGCCUUCAAUUCCCCUAGAGGAAGUGGCGAUAAGACGACAACACACUACUUGGCCAUCUUCGAAAACAUCCUGCAUCGGCAGCGUUUCUCAAAGUUUGUUUCUGUCAUCCGUGCAGACAUUCCAGAGUCAGAAGCUCUUCUUGAAGGGUUGCUUCAGAAUGGCAGGCUAACAUUCGACCAACUUGUGGAGCGAACAAUUUCUAAAAUACCAGAAGGCAGUAUCACACCAACAAGGGAGGAAAUACGAAUGAACUUCAACAAACUUGUAUUUGCACAUUAUGUGGAGCGUUGCCCAAAACCUGAACCUUUCUUUGAUCCACUUGUAGAUGAACAACCUACAUUGACAAGGAAACGGGCUCCAAAAACUGUCGAGAUUGUUCUUUCAAUUGAUAAGAAAGUUGUCAAUACGGCAGCUCUUUCUGAUGCAGAAAGAUAUUCUGAGAUCCCAUGCAUCAUGGAAGAUGCAUCAAAUGCUAAUGAUUCUCCACAUUCUUCUAUAUCUGGUGCAAAGAGGAAACGUAAUGCCAUAGAGGUAGAUGCAGAGCUCAAUUCAACGAUUGCAGAGAAUGAAGUACUUUAUCGUGCAAAUUUUGAGAAAUUCAUAUUCUGUCUAAAGAAGAAGUUUUGUGCAGAAAGAAAGAAACCUAAAUUGAAGGUUGGCACACAUCCUAUUUGGGAAGCAUUUUUCGAGGCCAGUUUAAUAGAAAGGGACAACAACUCUGUGACAUCUCCAAUAAAUGGUAUUUUGGAGAGACUAGGACAGAAAGAAGGAAGUACAUCGAUGACACUUGAUCAUAUAACGAGAGUUUUGGAGGAGUUAAAUUGUAGUCCUUCCUCGGAGGACCCAGACUCAUUCACCUUAGAUUUAAGCAGAAUCAUUGAAGCAUCUCGUAAUGAGGAGAUAGAAUCCCUUGUGAAGAAGAAAUAUGGGCAAGAAGCUUUUAUAAUUUUUAGGCUAUUGGUCAGAGAAGGUUGUCCAGUUGAGACAGAUAAAAUUAUUGACACGACAAUUCUCGACAAGCAGAUUGUUCAUGGAACUUUGUAUAAGCUUUGGAAGGAUGAAUACAUAGAUACAGAGAGAAUCCUUUCUGGAACAGGAACGGGGAACUCACAAUUUUUUGUAUGGAGAGUGAAAAAUACAUUCCGGGAGCAGUUCAUUGAUAAUCUAUAUCAUGCUGCUUUAAACCUGCGGCAGAUGGUCAAUUACAUAGCUGAACUUCUACUUGAGGGCUCAAAGGAUGACACGAAGUUGCGGAAUAGAAAAAAUAUAUUGAUCCUAGCCCUGAUUAGACAUGACGAUUCUCUCAUGUUGUUCCAGGAUUUUUGAUUCACUGUAACAGGAGUUCCCGCAUUUUUCUACUGUAUUCAAACAUACUUAUUUGGACUUAUAUGGUUGAAUAUCAUAGAUUAUUUUGCAUCCAGGCCUUAUUUUGAGUUAAGCUGAAUAUCAAAGUUCGGAAAUGAAAUCCUUUGAUAUAUACUAGCACAAUGCCUGUGCUUUGCUACGAGCAUAAAACUUAGAAGAA